Puntigrus tetrazona (Sumatra barb) is the source of this 3181-nucleotide messenger RNA. RefSeq names its product ATP-binding cassette, sub-family G (WHITE), member 2c (gene abcg2c). The record is from RefSeq and is a predicted model, not a curated record. NCBI's taxonomy places the organism in Eukaryota, Metazoa, Chordata, Actinopteri, Cypriniformes, Cyprinidae. Bases 196 to 2091 code for a protein of 631 amino acids. Gene Ontology annotation, molecular function: ABC-type transporter activity; ATP binding; ATP hydrolysis activity. Gene Ontology annotation, cellular component: plasma membrane. The transcript is spliced from 16 exons.
CGUUGUUGCUCAACCAAUAAUAGUACUGUAGUAAACAUACUAAAAAAUAUUAUAAAUAAAUACGGCUUCGGUAUUCCAGCCCUACAAUCUUAACACGGGCGCUGUCUGUGACAAAAGCCAGGUUUCUACCACAGGAAGUGACAUCAUCUUUGUAGGAUAACAAAAGCAGAAGCGUCAGCAGAGGAAGGCAUCGGGAUGGAGGAGAUGGUUGUGAACGAGCAGCUCUCCACAGACACAGAGGAGACCGUGCCGUGUUUCCAGACUCCAGGCCCCACUGUCACCUUCCAUAAUCUCCGCUACCGCAUCAAGGAACGAUUAGGGAUGUUUAGCAGGCAGUGGGUUGAAAAAGACAUCCUCAAAGAUGUCAGUGGCAUCAUGAACCCUGGAAUGAACGCGAUUAUGGGCCCUACUGGAAGUGGCAAAACAUCGCUUUUGGAUGUCAUUGCAGGAAGGAAAGAUCCUAAGGGCUUAAAAUCAGGCCAAGUUCUAGUCGACAACACCAUUGUGACCUCUGACCUCAGACUCUGCUCUGCCUAUGUGGUUCAGAAUAACAUUCUGAUGGGUACCCUGACCAUAAAAGAGAACCUGGCAUUCUCUGCCAAUCUUCGCUUGUCACCCAAAGAGUACUCCUCAGCUGACAAACAGAUGAGGGUCGACUCCGUCAUCCAGGAGCUCGGCCUGAAAGAUUGCGCAGAUACUAAGAUUGGGACCAUGUUUUUGCGUGGUGUUUCUGGUGGGGAGAAGAAGAGGUGCAGCAUCGGGAUGGAGCUCAUCACGUCCCCCUCGCUCCUGUUCCUGGACGAGCCCACCACAGGCCUGGACGCCAACACUGCCAGCUCCAUCAUGGAGCUGCUACAGAAGCUCUCCAAAAAAGGCAAGACCGUCAUCUUCUCCAUUCACCAGCCACGCUACUCCAUCUUCAGCCAGUUCGACCACCUCACACUCAUUAAUAAAGGAGAAAUCAUCUAUGCAGGGGCCGCCAGCAAAGCUAUUAACUACUUUGAGGACUUGGGUUACAAGUGCGAGCCGUUCAACAACCCGGCAGAUUUCUUCCUGGAUGUCACAAAUGGAACCAUCCGUCCUCAAAUACACAACAGUAAAUCGGAGAAGUGUAGCAGUGAUGAGGAGGUGGAGAAUGAAAACCCACUGGCGGUAAUUUACAGAAAGUCCUCUCAUUUCCUCGAUGUAAAAGACCGACUCACUCAGAUUUCAGAUGGGCUUGACUCUGAGGUCACUAAAGGGGACAGGGUUGGGUACGCCACACCUUUCUAUUACCAGCUCAUGUUGGUGAGUGGCCGCACCAUUAGAAACAUCUUGAGGAACCCUCAGACGUCUUAUGCCCAAUUGUUCAUCAACAUUUUCUUUGGUAUUUUAGUGGGACUGAUCUACUACCAGAUCCCACACACUUUACCAGAGGCUCUUCAGAACAGAACGGGAGCUUUCUUUUUUCUGGUCAUUAAUAUGGUGUUUGGCAAUCUGUCUGCGGUGGAGCUCUUCAUCAGCGAGAGAGUGCUCUUCAUCCAUGAGAACUCGAGUGGUUUCUACCGCACCUCUGUCUACUUCCUGUCCAAAGUGUUUGCUGACCUCAUACCAAACCGCAUCCUCCCCGUCUUCAUCUUUUCUGCCAUCCCGUACUUCAUGAUGGGACUAAAGCCUGAUGUGGAGGCGUUCUUCCUGUACUGUUUGACCAUGAGUAUGGUCAGUCUGUCAGCUGUGAGCUUGGCCUUCCUGGUCAGCGCCAGCGUGGGCUCCUUCGCCAUGGCUAACAUUCUCAUCGCACUGCCUUACGUCGUAAUGAUGGUGUUUGGGGGUUUCCUUGUGAACCUGAAUUCAAUGCUGAGCGGGAUGUCUUGGCUGAAGUGGGCCAGUAUUUUCAGAUAUGGCUACAAUGCACUCGCCAUCAUCGAGCUAAAAGAUCAAGUCUUUACCAGUAACUACACCAGCAUGACAGGUGACAUGUAUCUGGAUCAUCAAGAGAUCGACUACAGCACUUGGGGUUUUUGGCAGAACCAGGUAGCCCUGACAGGCAUCAUGUGCGUAUGUCUGAUUCUGACUUAUGUGCAGCUGCACCGGAUCAAUCGCUGGAAGUGAAGGAAUGAUGCCGCUUGUGUCACUUGUUUGGUUUUGGAGGUGUUUUUUUAAACCGUUUGCACCAUGAUACCACACAUAUACAGAAGAAUAUGUCAGCCUUACGCAGAAUCCACAACUCGCUACCUCAGUCACUUUAAAUGUGCUACCUCCAAAACGUCCUGUGUCAAUGUUUCAUUUUAUAUAAAAUUUGUAACUGAACACAGCUUAAAAAAAAAAAAUGACAUUGUAUUUAUUGGGGUUUUUUUGCCAAAGAACUUCAAUACAAUUUACAAAUAAAAAGUGUUUGAGUUGAGUUAUUGCAAAACAUUUAAUGUGUAGGGAGAUUGUCAGCCACAGCUAUUCAAGAAUUAUGUAGUUAACAGGACUUAUGAUAAAAUGGCACUAGUAAUGGAUUUUUGAUGUACCGAGCAAAAAAUUACACGUUAAUUGACAAAGGGAGCUGCGAUUAGCCUUUGUGGCUUUUUCGCCCACAUCCAAAACUCUUAAUCUUAGGGAUUCCAAUUAAAAAGUCUUUAAGACAGGGUGAAUUGUAAAUAAAAUGACUGUAAAGUCCAGUUUACAUUCCCAUACCCAUUUUAUGCUCAAGUUUUAUACACUUUACCGAUAACAUAUCAAUUAAUAUUUUAAGAACAAAAGAGAAUGGGGUUGAAGUUGGUUUUAUUUCAAUUUAAUUAAAAAAAAAAAAACAAAACGGCUCAGUCCAAACAGUGUGAAGCACAAGGAUAAUCUGACAUUUAGGUAGCAGUGACAGAUCAAUCAGUGACAAGCAUCAGUUAGUGGGAUCAAAUGAAGAAUGUCGACAUCACUUCAGAUCAUUAGACACAAUGACAGUUAGACAACACUAACUUCCUUUAGGACCAAAAGUGUCACCCAUUAAAAACAAAAGGUUUAAAAUCACUGGCCUUGCAGGUGCAUUUGCAGUUAAAGAGGGAGGCAGGGAUAUUAGAGCAUCCAAAACAUUUUUCAUUCUCAGGGGUCUCAGACCCCCCUCUUCUGAUAAAAGGCACAAUCUAUUUCCAUAUAAACUCAUGCUCUGUGCAUAUUUGAAGAAACCAACAUUGUACAACUAAAAAGAUGAUUACUUUUAAAC